This is a messenger RNA of Clupea harengus (Atlantic herring), 2612 nucleotides long. It is a transcript of the gene sptlc1, whose product is annotated as serine palmitoyltransferase, long chain base subunit 1. Lineage: Eukaryota; Metazoa; Chordata; Actinopteri; Clupeiformes; Clupeidae. Gene Ontology annotation, biological process: ceramide biosynthetic process; sphingosine biosynthetic process. Gene Ontology annotation, molecular function: pyridoxal phosphate binding; serine C-palmitoyltransferase activity. The record is from RefSeq and is a predicted model, not a curated record. Gene Ontology annotation, cellular component: endoplasmic reticulum.
UUUGUGCAGAUCACGUGAUUCAGGAAACGAAAAUGGCGUCCGGGCAACAGUGGGUACUAGUGGAGAUGGUACAAGCUUUCUACGAGGCGCCUGCGUAUCACCUGAUCCUGGAGGGGAUCCUCAUAUUGUGGAUAAUCCGACUCCUUUUCUCCAAAACGUACAGACUACAGGAGCGCUCUGACCUCACCGAGAAGGAAAAGGAGGAGUUAAUUGAAGAAUGGCAGCCUGAGCCUCUUGUUCCUCCUGUGUCAAAGGACCACCCGUCCCUCAAUUAUGACAUAGUCACUGGGCCUCCAAGCCACAAAAUCAUCGUAAAUGGGAAGGAGUGCAUUAACUUUGCCUCAUUUAACUUCUUGGGCCUGCUUGACAAUGAGCGAGUCAAGCAAAAGGCUCUAGCCUCACUGAAGAAGUAUGGGGUUGGGACCUGUGGCCCAAGAGGAUUUUAUGGAACUUUUGAUGUCCACCUGGAGUUGGAAGAGCGUCUGGCCAAGUUCAUGAGGACGGAGGAAGCCAUCAUCUACUCGUACGGCUUCGCCACCAUAGCCAGCGCCAUCCCAGCCUACUCCAAGAGAGGUGACAUCAUCUUUGUGGAUGAGGCAGCCUGUUUCUCCAUCCAGAAGGGACUCCAGGCCUCCCGCAGUUUCAUCAAGUACUUCAAACACAACGACAUGGAGGACCUGGAACGCCUCCUGAAAGAACAGGAAAUGGAGGAUCAGAGGAAUCUCCGUAAGGCACGAGUAACCAGGAGGUUCAUCGUGGUGGAGGGCCUGUACGUAAACACGGCCGAUGUCUGUCCCCUGCCAGAGCUGGUGAAGCUGAAGUACAAGUACAAGGUGCGCAUCUUCCUCGAGGAGAGCAUGUCCUUCGGCGUCCUGGGAGAACACGGCCGAGGGGUCACCGAGCACUUUGGGGUCAACAUUGAUGACAUCGACCUCAUCAGUGCCAAUAUGGAGAAUGCCGUGGCGUCUAUCGGAGGCUUCUGCUGCGGGCGAUCCUUUGUCAUAGACCAUCAGCGCCUGUCAGGCCAGGGCUACUGUUUCUCCGCCUCCCUGCCUCCUAUGCUAGCGGCCGCCGCCAUCGAGGCCCUCAACAUCAUGGAGGAAGAUCCAGACAUUUUCGUCAUCCUCGGGGACAAAUGCAAGCACGUCCACAAGGCUCUACAAGGAACCCCGGGGCUGAAGGUCGUCGGGGAGCCCUUUGCGCCCGCCCUCCACCUGCAGCUGGAGAAGAGCACGGGCUCCAGGGACGGUGACGUGAAGACACUCCGCAGCAUCGUAGAUUACUGCUUGAGCAGAGGAAUAGCCAUUACACAAGCAAGAUAUCUAGACAAAGAAGAGAAGUUUCUUCCUCCGCCAAGCAUCAGGGUGGUCGUAACCGUGGAGCAAUCCAACGAGGAGAUCGAGGAAGCGGCCAGUCGUGUGCGCGAGGCCGCGGACGCCAUCCUGAAAUAGUUCCAGCAGCGAGCGCACUCUGCACCCCAAGACGUGCUUGGCAGACCAGUCGGCGGAGCCCUCGCCGGGUGACCUCUUUGGCAGGGAGCAACACGAGCGAGGGAGAAGCGGUCCAAGGGUGAUGCUUGAUAUAGCAGGUGGCCACAGCAGUACUGUAGGGGCCAGAACAAUACCGUAAUCACACCAUUCCUUUCCCAUAACAGUUACUUUUUUGUUUGUUUUUUUUUUUUUUUUUUUAACUAUGAUCCUGUAUAGAAGUGUUUCCAGUCGCUCAUCUCAUAUGGAAUUGAAUGUAAGAUUUGCUGUUCACUGAUCUGCCAGAUGUGCGCCACCAAAAACUAUUUAUUUCCUCAUAAAUGCCUUGAAUUAUGGUUGCAAGUCUUAACUAACCCAUAAUACAUACUUAAAGAAUAACACAUUUUUAUAUGUGGUCAGUUUUAUAUGGACUUUGUUUAUUUUUUUUUUCACCUUACUGUGACAAAAACAAUGCUUGUGUCGUAUACUGUUAUUUUUGUCACGUUUGACCAAAGGGGUUGUCGGAUCAAAAACAAAUAAUUUGAAUGCAGUUUUACACUGUUUUUAUAUGUGCAUCUUUUGCUAUUUUUUUCUGUAUUUUUUUUCUUUUCUUUUGUUUUUGUAAUUUUGAGGGAACAUUUUUAAAACAACAUUAAAUGAUGUUUCCUUUUAGCGUGUCAUUGAACAGCUCAAGCGCGUCAAUAUAUUUUGAUACUAUGGCAGCGUUAUAUGUGGAAACUACUUAAAAUGGCACUGCUGAAAACAGUGUAUAAAAACUCUAUUUUUUCUUUCAUGACAAAUGUACUUGCCAUAUACCUCGUGUAGGAAGAAUAUAAUGAGUAGUGGGCUACUUUGGCAAAUUAUCACUUUUCAACUAGUUUGAGUUUGUCUGGGAAAGAUUUGUAUCACUAUGCAACAGAUGUGAUUGUAGGUCACAGAUAGCAGAUCUAUAUUUCCUCCACUUAAAUGCUUAUGUAUGUCUUAUGUUGACCAUCAGCUUGUAUAUGCUUAUGUGUUGUUUGCUAUAUUGUUUGAUUGUUCAGUAGAAUAACACUGUUGGAGAUGCAUUUUAUAAUGUGCCUUUAUAUGCUGCUAAUGUUGAUUUAAAUGAACGCUAAUCAAAUAAAAAGCAAGUGGUUAUUGGUU